CUCAAACCAAAAACCCUGGGGCAUUAAUAAAUAAAACUAUUUAACAAAAAUGUUUGAAGAACAAGAAAAAUACUAAUAAUUAACUUCGAUUGAUCGAUCUGCAAAAUUCUGAGCUCCAAUUGCUGGAUAAUGGCCGCCCCGUUCUUUUCAACGCCUUUCCAACCUUUUGUUUACCAGAGUCCACAAGAUGCUGUGACACCAUUCCAGAUCUUGGGUGGGGAAGCUCAAAUAGUGCAGAUAAUGUUAAAGCCACAGGAAAAGGUUAUUGCGAAGCCUGUGCAUCUGUUCAACCUGUUCUUCAUCCAAGUCUCUGUUGGUCAGCGCCCAUUUUCCAACAACAACACUAUAGGAUGCUUUUACAUGCAAUCUGGUUCCAUGUGCUACAUGUCAGGGUCCAUACAAAUGGAUAAUGUUUAUGUGCCUGAAAAUGAGGCAGGUGUAUGGCAGUGGCUUUUCGGAAAGAGUGUUACUAGCAUAGUUCUCCACAAUACUGGUUCUAUGAUGGGUUUUUUACCUAUAUUUCCGUUUGAAUACCUUGUGCAGAUUGAUUUAGCACUAUUUGGGGGCGAAAUGUUGUGCCAGCCAGAUGCAUUUCUUUGCUCGAUAAAUGAUGUCAAAGUAAAUAAUACAGUUGAUCCGAGGGUGCGCAAUGUUUUGACUAGUGCUGAGGGAUUUUUGAGGCAGAAGAUAUCUGGUCAGGGUCUUGCAUUUAUUGUUGGAGGUGGUUCUGUCGUGCAGAAAAAUCUUGAGGUGGGCGAAGUACUUGCAGUUGAUGUCUCUAGCAUAGUUGCAGUUUCAUCAUCAGUAAAUGUACAAAUCAAGUAUAAUGGUCCAAUGCGAAGAGUUGUCUUUGGGGGUGACAAUUUGGCGACUGCUGUUAUAACGGGUCCCGGCAUUGUUUUCAUCCAGAGCAUGCCUUUUAAUCGGCUCUCACAACGCAUUGCUAGGGCAGUUACAUCUCCAAAUGUGAGAGACAAUCCCAAGUUUUUCUUCCAGAUAGCAAUCUUUUUCUUUCUAGCGUAUGUUGUUGUUGUGUCGUCUCUAAUCUUGACAGACAUAUGAUCUCAACCAAAACCGAACCCCUUUCCAUUUUUACCCUUUCCUUUUUCAAAUUUCUUUACCCACAAUUCAGUCGAGUGUGGCUCAUUAUAUAGUCACAGGUUCAUGAGAUGGAUACAUAUGGUAUCAUGAUGAAAGAUGUAAAGAAACCGUUACAGUUACAAUUUGUAAUUUACGGAUGUUCACAGUACUCGUCUUAACUUUGUACUUGUCUAGUAUUGCUGCUGAAAAUGUUUUUUCUAAUCUUUGGUUACCGAUUGUACCU
This is a messenger RNA of Striga asiatica, 1324 nucleotides long. Lineage: Eukaryota; Viridiplantae; Streptophyta; Magnoliopsida; Lamiales; Orobanchaceae. The record is from the annotation of a GenBank genome assembly.